This is a messenger RNA of Seminavis robusta, 1693 nucleotides long. The record is from the annotation of a GenBank genome assembly. NCBI's taxonomy places the organism in Eukaryota, Bacillariophyta, Bacillariophyceae, Naviculales, Naviculaceae.
ACGAUGACACCAACUAUUGCGGUAUAUCCACACACCGGUAGCUACAAUAGAAUAUUAAGCUGGUUGGCAUGAAGACGUCACGUCAAUAGCAUAAUAGCAUGAAAGAAAGGAAAGGAUGGUGGGAGUGGUUUCGAAGAAGAAGCGAAAGGAUCUUUUGGUAUCGAGUAGCAGGGCCGGUCGUGACAGAGCUUGUACAUGGCUUUCACUGGCACUGAUUCUGACUGCAUUUGCCAUUCGAGUCUUUGUCUUGGAACCUGCCAAAGGAACUACAAGUGCUUUUGAUGUUACUAGCAAACAGUGGAAAUCCGCAGAAGACAUUAAUGACGAUACGGAUGACACGGUGGUUCUUCCCAAGCCAGAACGGCAAUUUCUUGCCACGGAUCCUACGGGUCUCAUGGCCAAUGACAUUGUUUCCGUGGAACAUGUACCAGAGGACGCUAUUUUUGUCGUUACACUGAAUCGCAAUGGAAGAUGUCCCACUCCCUAUCUGAGAGGACGGCUGUCAGGUCCUGCUCUGGUUUUAAUAGAUGAUUGGGUAACAACUACCGCUAAGAACAAAAAUCCGCAACAUUCCACCACAUUGGUGGGCCACUACCAUCAAGUACCCGUCACGGGACUCUACUUUGUCGAGAUUAUUGUCAUCAUGUGCCACGACUUUUCCAACGACGACAACUUUGACUUUCAACAAACGUGCGUCGAAGAUCCACUCCACAAUCAUCGACUCCUCAAAUCCAAUGUCAAGGUGGUCAUUGAAACAACAAUAAAGACAACAACAACCACGUCGUCACUAUUACACAACAACAAUAAACACCGUCCUACCAUGGGAUAUUGGAUGCAUCAGACCGAUGAACGAGUCGCCGAACAAGACUUUACACCCGUAUUGACACGCUUUCAACCACGGGGGUGUCUGCGCAUCGAUGAUCCCUCCCAUUCCGAUUUCUUUCAUCCACCCAAACAUUGUGUCGAACCCACCAACUUGCAUCGAUUCGAACCCUACACCCAAAACUUUCAAUACACACAAUUUGCUGCUCGAACAACAACAACUACAACAGCCUGGUGGGAAGGCCCUCAUAAGAUCCGCGCCGUACAACCCACCACACUCUGCUUAGUCGGCGGCAGUCAUUCACGAACACUCAAGGCCAGUUUGGUGCAACAUUUCAACUUUACCAUGGCCCGCAACAAUCUACAAGUUGAAUGGAUCAAGGCCAAUUUGCCACGAGACGUCAACAACAAGACCAUUGUCCACAAAAUAGUGGGACGUUGUGACAGUAUUCUCUUUGCCGUGGGACAAUGGUCUGCCAGUUUUAGUGGAAACAAGCCAGCAUUGUUUCGCGACUACAACCUGCAGAUUCGAAAACUCUUGAACCGGUUGCAGGUGCAUACUACUAGUACAACCACGGGCAGUGUCCAAAUCUGGGCACGAUCCAUUCAUGACAAUCCACUCAACGAACGGAUUGCCGGAUACUGUCCUCCCAAAGAUUGGAGGUCUCCGACCGUCUUGGCGGGGUACAAUCGCAUCAUCAAAAAGGCAUGUCAGGAUUACGGUGUGCGAUUUGUGAGCAGUCAGUUCAUUGUCGGGCCGCUCUGGGAUGCGUCGUCGGAUUGGGGACACGUCUUGCCAUUGGCAUCGCAUGUCGAAGCGCUCUAUCUUGUGGCAGUGGUGCUGGGAUUGGUGGAACCCAAUACGGGGUAA